AUGGACGCCUCUACUGAUUAUCCAUUGGCGCAAUGGCCAAACUCUUUGGAUAUUCCAUUAAGAGAAUCUGAAGAAGUGGUUUCUAUAGAUUUGAAGAAUGACUUACCGGAGGACCCACAAGAUUUGACGACGUUACUUGUUGAAGAACAGUCUGAUAAGGAGCAUUGGUUGACUAUUGCUGCAUCUUAUUGUAACAAUGGAAGCGUGAAGGAAGGUGUAAAGCUUGCAGAGCAGGCUUUGUCUCACUUCUCUGACAAACAGACGGCUUCAAUACAUACUUUUUUGACCUGGGCUUACUUGCGCUUGGCCAGGUCUUCAACUGGUAUUGUUGAGGAAAGAAAUAAGUACUUAUCCUUGGCAGAAACUCAUGUCAUUGAAGCUUCCAAGCAGGACCCUACUUGGAUAGGAAACAGAUUAGCCACUGUCGAACUAUAUUUUCAAAGAGGAAUGUACGAUAGAGCUCUCGAAUAUACUGAUAUUUUCAUAAAAUCUGUUCAAGAUGAAGACAAGAGAAGCGGAAGCGUGAACAAACCUAACAUCAUGUUUAUUAUAAUGAGGGCGAAGUUAAUGUAUAUCAAAAAGAAUUACCAUGGGGCUCUAAGGCUUUUCCAAGAGCUUCUUCUUUUGAAUCCAACUUUAGUUCCAGACCCAAGAAUCGGUAUCGGUAUGUGUUUCUGGCAUUUGAAGGAUCGUUCUAUGGCAAUUGCUGCAUGGGAACGAAGUGCUGCAGUUUCUGGCAAGGACUCAGUUGCCGCCAUACUCGUUCUGUUAGGGAAAUUCCACAACUCCUUGACUUCAUCCACAAAUGACGAAAUGUUCAAGACUUCUUUUACAAAUGCUGUAUUAGAUUUAGAUACCUUGUACCAAGAAAGAGGUCCUCAUCCUGUAUUGCUUGCUCUGUUGCAAGUCUACUUUUACAUGAAUCAAAAAUACGAUAAAGUCAUUACAAUUUAUGAACAGAAGAUCAUGUCUAGAUCUGCUAUGAUUUCUGACCAAAUCCUCUCUGAGUCAUCAUUCUGGGUAGGCAGAGCAUAUUAUGCUCAAGGUGAUUCCCGUAAAGCAUUCCACUACUUCCAAGAAGCACUGAAGAAAAAUGAGGGUAAUUUAUUGGCCAAGAUUGGUCUAGGACAGUCUCAAGUUAAGAAUAACUUGGUGGAAGAAUCUAUCUUAACAUUUGAAAACAUUUAUCAAAGUAAUGAAUCCUUGCAGGAAAUUAAUUAUAUUCUAGGUCUUCUAUAUGCUUCGAAAUGUUUCAACACCACCGUAAAGGUCAGCUCCGCAGAACUGAGGAAAAUAACAGAUAAAGCUAUCCAGUUCUUAGAGAAAUAUGUACACUUGACCAAAGCAAAAGGUAAUCAGAUUGUGAUUAACAAGGCCUAUCUACUACUUUCAGAAUUAUACGAAAUUAAAAACAACUACAAGCAAUCAAUUGAUUACUUGCAAAAAGGGAUUGACCAGCUGCACAUUCAAGGAGAGGAAACACCUUUGGAGGUUUUGAACAAUUUAGGAUGUUUCUAUUUCGUCACUGGCGAAUAUGAAAAGGCUCAAAAUCUUUUCCAAGAGGCAUCAGCCAAAGUUAUCGUGCAUGACAGCAAGAAAGUCACCUUGGAUUACAACACAGCUAGAGCACUCGAGCACACUGAUAAAGCAAAAUCACAUGAUAUUUACACUGCUAUUCUUACCGACCACCCAAAGUAUAUUAGUGCUAGGAUUAGAGAUAUCCACCUCAAAUUUAUUAACCACCCAGAAUCUAAUUUGAAGGACGAAAUAAAGUCUGUUUUGACAGAAAACGAAUCAAAUGGAGAAGUGCGUGCUUUCUAUGCCUGGUACUUGAAAAAGUUAGGCAAACCAGCAGAACAUGAAAUGUCGGAACAUAGCAAAGAAACUUUGGUAAAAUAUGACUCGCACGACUUGUAUGCUUUAAUUUCAUUAGCAAAUCUAUAUGUGGCAAUUGCCAGAGAUCAAAAGAAGUCAGCUCGUAAUUCUAAAGAUGCUAAUAAGUCGAUCGAAUCUUACUUGAAGGCAACUCAACUUUAUCAGAAAGUCCUCCAAGUUGAUCCGAUGAACAUUUUUGCGGCUCAGGGUUUGGCAAUAAUAUUUGCAGAAAAUAAGAGGUACGGGCAAUCACUUGAAGUUCUUAGAAAGAUCAGAGAUUCCUUAGAUAACCAAAGUGUGCAUAUCAAUCUCGGACACUGUUUAUCAGAAAUGCGUGAAUAUGCGAAAGCUAUUGAGAACUACGAAAUUGCCCUAAAUAGAUUUGAUAAUCCAAAGAGUAAGCCGUUACUGCUCAAUCUCUUGGGUAGAUGUUGGUAUCUAAGAGCUCUCAAGGAAAGGUCUCUUGAAGCUGUUCAGAAAGCGCUUGGUUAUGUCAAACGUGCGUAUGAUUUAGAAUCUGCGAAAGUAAACGGUAAGAUGACCAGUAGCUAUAAGUUCAACCUUGCAUUAUUGGAAUUCCAAGUUGCCGAGCAAAUGAGAAGAUCUAGUCCUAAAGAAAGAACCAUGGCUGAUCUUGAAGCCAGUAUUGAGGGGUUGCAAUACGGUAUUUCAUUAUUAAAAGAACUUCUGGAAACUAAAUCCAUAGUAAUUCCUUCAGAACAAUUAGAGCAACGUAUUCAACUAGGUGAGACCACCAUGAAAACAGCACUAGAGCGCAGUAUAGAAGACCAAAAGGCGUAUGAAUUGGAAAUCUCAGCCAAAAUGGAAAAUGCUCGUAAAGUUUUGGAAGAACAACGUGAGCUUGAAGCUCAAAGGGACGCCCAACAGAAGGAAGAAGAAAAGAUCAAAAGUGAAAAACUGGCGGAGGAAUACAGAAAAUUGCAAGAAGAAGCACAAAGGUUGAUCCAAGAACGUACCGCGCAAGAGGAGAUUGUUGAUGACGACAAUGACAACGAUGACCUACCUCAAGAAGAAGACGGGUCUUAUAAAGCACCAUCUAAGAAAGGGAAGAAAGCAAAGAGAAAAGCAGACUCUGAUAGUAAAUCUUCAAAGAAAAAGAGAAGAACUGCCAAAAAAAUCGUUGAUGAAGAUGAUGAGGAUGAUGAUCAAUUGAACGGAGUUCAAAAUGGUGACUCUAAGAGAGGUAAGUCCAGACCACUUUCAAAAGAAUUCAUUGAAGAUAGUGAUGAAGAAGCCGACUUCACAGAUGACGGUGAACCAGCAGAUGAAGCUGAGGCUGAACUAGCUCUGGAACCUGAAAAUUCUGGCAGUGAUAAUGAAGAUUAA
Molecule: messenger RNA, 3222 nt
Organism: Kluyveromyces lactis
Lineage: Eukaryota; Fungi; Ascomycota; Saccharomycetes; Saccharomycetales; Saccharomycetaceae
Gene: CTR9
Product: Ctr9p
Exons: 1
Coding region: 1-3222 (1073 amino acids)
Biological process (GO): regulation of DNA-templated transcription
Cellular component (GO): Cdc73/Paf1 complex
Molecular function (GO): RNA polymerase II complex binding
Source: RefSeq, a predicted model, not a curated record